This is a messenger RNA of Ixodes scapularis (black-legged tick), 974 nucleotides long. Its product is annotated as estradiol 17-beta-dehydrogenase 8. The transcript is spliced from 4 exons. The coding region runs from base 153 to 896 and encodes 247 amino acids. NCBI's taxonomy places the organism in Eukaryota, Metazoa, Arthropoda, Arachnida, Ixodida, Ixodidae. The record is from RefSeq and is a predicted model, not a curated record. Gene Ontology annotation, molecular function: oxidoreductase activity, acting on the CH-OH group of donors, NAD or NADP as acceptor.
AUUCAAAGAGCAUCGAUAACAAGGGAAGGUAUCUAAGAAGUUCUUUAAAUGCGAGAAGGCAGGCAGCAGUGACAAAGCUCACUUGGCACCGAAGAGUAACCUUUCAGGCCGUGUAUUUGUGCUGCUUCAGCAUCGCCAUAAAUUUAUCGAAAAUGUCUCUGUCGGAUCGGCUGGCUGUCGUCACCGGGGGCGGAAGCGGCAUCGGCAAAGCAGUCUGCCACGCCCUUGUCAGAGAAGGGGCGGUGGUCGUCGUAGCUGAUAUCAACUUGGAAGCGGCAAAGAAAACAGUUGCUGAACUAAAUGGCAAAGCACACGUGGCACUUCAAGUGGAUGUGGGCGACUCUACCUCCGUCGCAACACUCAUCAAGAAAGUCGGCUCCCAAUUCCAAACUCCGCUGAGCAUCGUGGUGAACUGCGCCGGUGUGGCCAAGAUGUCCUCGGUCGUGGAUAUGCCGGAAGAAGACUACGACCACCAGUUGCGAGUAAACCUCAAGGGUACCUUCCUUGUCAACCAGGCCGCUGUAAAGUCGAUGCUGGUGAGCAAAGUACCCGAGGCCGCUGUCGUGAACAUAGCCAGCAUUUUGGGCAAAUGCGGUCUGGCAAAUGCUGCCGCCUACGCAGCCUCCAAGGGUGGCGUAAUUGCAUUCACCAAGUCUCUGGCUCAAGAGCUGGCUGGUACAAACAUCCGCGUGAACGCCCUACUGCCAGGAGUAACGCAAACCCCGAUGUUAGAUUGCAUGACCGAAGACAAUCUGAAAGCGCUCAUCGGUUCUGUUCCAAUGAAGAGAUUAGCGCGCCCCGAGGAAGUGGCUGACGCAGCGGCAUAUUUGUGCUCUCCUGGAAGCUCCUACAUUACUGGGACUAGCAUGGAGGUCGCCGGUGGGUGGUUCGCUUAAAAUUAAAAUAUGGAUUAGUGGUAAAAGGCUUUUAUUUCUCGCUGCCCCAAUAAAAUGACGGUAUUUCCGUUGCUCUUA